GUUGUUUUCUUUAUAUUUACUAUAGUUAUAUUUUUAAUACAAAAUACAUAGGUUAUUUUUUUUAAUCAUUGAUUGCCUAAAAGUGAAAUGGAAACUCCAACUAUUAGCAUAUCACAAAAAAAAUCCACUCUUUCAGCAAAGAAAAGUAAAACCAAACAAACUAUAAAAAAUGUCAUAGGUGCCCCUUACAAAAAUUCAUAUUGGCCUUUAAUAUCACCGGAAGAUCAUGAAAUGUUGAAAAUUGUUCUUCAAAAAAAUCUGCCACAAAUAAACUCUACUAAAGUCAAUAUACCUUGGAAACUAUUAAAGAAUAUUCCCAAACCUGAUAGGAAGAAAUUUAGAAAUGAGUAUGGCAACUCCGACAAACUACAAAUUAAUAAAUUGGAAAGAGAAGGAUUGACGUUUGGUAUAAAUGAUGUAACAAAACUUUUAGAAAAUAAUUUAGUAAGCGUUAUUUUGGUAACUAGCGAUGUUCAACCAAAAUUUAUGGUAAGGCAUGUAUUAGAUACAGCUAUUUUGUACAGAGUGCCAAUUAUUAUCUUCGAUGACUUACGACACUUACUUUUCAAAGUAUGUGGUAUAAGUAGUGUAAUCAUCGGCAUAAGCAAGAAUAUUAAUCCUGAAUCAAAACUUAAUUUAAUAAAAGAAAGUGUAAUACAAAUUUUUGAAAAACUUCCAGAACCAUUGGACCAUAUUAAUUACAAUCGAUCAAUUAAAAAUGUUAGCAAUAUGGAAACUUCUCAACCGAGUACUCAACAAGUUGAAGAUAAAGAUAGUAGUUUAUUGACAAAUUCUGACGAAUUAAUUGAUGGAUCAACAAUAUAUUUAAUAAGAAAAUCUAAGGACAAGAGGGUUUUUAUCCCUGAUAAGUCAGAAUAUGUAAAUAUUCACAAAAUGGAAGUAGAUUCAACAGGAUUUUUACCUUUCUCUGAACCAUCUAGAAUCGAAACUGACAAUAAAUCUAUUAAAACAAAUUAUAAGUCAUUAAUUGUAAAGAGGCUGAAAGGUAAUCCUAACAGAAAUAAGAGAAAAAUUGAAAAUUUGAAAAGAAAGUUAAAAUAACAUCGAGUAUAGUAAUGUAAGUACAACUGAUUAUUGUACUUUAUUUUGCAUAAUAGACCAUAGUAAAUAAAGUUAACAAAAUAUUUUUUA
Molecule: messenger RNA, 1152 nt
Organism: Anoplophora glabripennis (Asian longhorned beetle)
Lineage: Eukaryota; Metazoa; Arthropoda; Insecta; Coleoptera; Cerambycidae
Exons: 3
Coding region: 88-1062 (324 amino acids)
Biological process (GO): tRNA 5'-leader removal
Cellular component (GO): fibrillar center; ribonuclease MRP complex; nucleolar ribonuclease P complex
Molecular function (GO): ribonuclease P RNA binding; ribonuclease P activity
Source: RefSeq, a predicted model, not a curated record